GUGGCUAGGGGCGAAUCACGAAUCAUCUGAAGCAGAAAUUCCGCAUGAAAUUGGUUGUUUUGGUGUUAUUUUAAUCGAUUAAAGUUUAUUCGCAUAUGUUAUGAGUGAUAAUCAUGGUAUAGACUUUGGGGAAAAGCCUCCCGUGACUGAUUUCCUUAGCCGUAAUAGGUCUCAGUGGCUGAGCUUUACUGUACUGGCCAACAUCACGGACUCUGUGUUUUCGUGGACUGACGACUUCCAGACGAAAAUCUUGUUCACGUUUCUGCUCAUUCUCAGUGUGAACGUAACUUUAAUCUAUGCCGCAUGGAUGAAAUAUGGCGAGAGUAUAACUGACAUGUAUCUAAAACGAGCACCAAAGCACGACGACGAAGAAGAGUUAGAUUUGGUUCAUAAUCUUCCGGAUUCCCUUCCCAGAGAGAUGAGCUAUCGGCAGUGAGUCUGACAAAAGCGUAAAUAUCCACGGACCGAUUUUUUGACAAUUGACAACGACAAUGGCUGCAAUUAGAAAGUUUUUCAAGGGAAAGACGAUGGACAUCAAGUUCAAGAAAGCUGGAGAGGGACACAAGCUGACCGAUGUACCACCUCCACCGAAGCAGAGUUCCGCACAGAAAGGUGCAGGGCCUUCAAGGCAGUGCUCACAGGAGGCAACUGCUGCCAAGAAGGCAGCUGCAGAUGCAGCCCUAGCAAGACUGCAGGCCCCUGCACCGGGAUUUGCGAAAGGCGGGUCGACAGCGAUACAGAUACGCGUUCGGAAGGAGCUGGAAGCUGAGCGAAAACUAGCAAAGGCGGAGGCAGAGAAGGCAGCGAUGGCCGCGGGGAAGGCCGCGCCGCGGACUGCCGACCUCGACGGCCCGCCGAUGCUCUCCGUCAGCGGCGUCUACUACCGCUGCCCCCUGGUGGGGCCCGAGGUUGGGCCUCGCGAGGCGAUCGAGGCGCGCAUCCGCGAGUUCCUGUACGCGCAGGCGGAGGAGGAGCCGACGAUCGGCCACGCACUCAUCCUGCUGACGUUGAACCGCCAGCGCGCGCGCGUUGCCGUGGAGACGAUCUGCCGUUACCUCGACAACAUCAUCGCCGAGCCCGGCAACGAACGCUACCGCAAGGUGCGCGUCGGCAACCGCGCGUUCUGCGAGCGCGUCGCCGGGCUAGAGGGCGCUGCUGCGUACCUGCGCGCCGUCGGCUUCGACGAGCAGACGCUGCCGUUCGAGGACGGCGAGGCGGACUUCCUCGUGAUGUCAGGGGAGGUCGCAGCGGACACGGGUCGGCUCGUUGAGGCGCGCGAGGCCCUGCUGGCUGCAGAACCCAUCCUACCUGAGCUCGAUCGUGGCCUGCAGGUGUUCUCUCCCUCGAGCAACGUGACAAAGUUUGACCUUCCCGACGAGUUCUUCAACCUGACGGUGGAGGAGGUGAAGCGAGAAGCCAAGCAGAGGAGUGAUGACAUGGAGAAGCAGCUGCAGCUUCGCACAAAGGCCAUGCGCGAGCGGGAGGAGCAGAAGGAGCUGAGGAAGUAUCACUUCACCCUGCUGCGAGUGAGACUGCCCGACGGCGUCAUUCUGCAGGGCACGUUCAGGUGCACCGAGCGAGCGGCGGCAGUCUACGGCUUCGUACGAGAUAACCUCCUCAACGACUGGCAGCCAUUUUGUCUGACGCCGAGCGGCGGACGCGCGCUGGCGGAGGAGGAUGAGGCAACGCUCGCCGAGCUUGGACUCGCGCCGGCGGCCGUGCUCUCGUUCGCGUGGGACCAGGAGGUCCUGCAGGAAGUCAUCGCACAACAGGGUGGGCCAGACAGGGUCGAACACUUGAAGCCCGAACUACUGAGUCUGAUGCAGAUGCUGUAGGCUGUCCGCACAGCUAGCGACACCUAGUGGCACCGUCAAGCAACCGACCUAACGGUGGCACCACCUGCCUGCCAUAUCUUCCCGCGCGUUUGGGAUCAGCGGCUGCAUCUCUGUCAUCAUCGUCGUCGACGACAAGAUUGGCGCGAUUCGUUCACGCGUCGGACGGGAGCACAGUUUUUUCGACGCGGACGAGAAAAAAGGCUAAUUAGUAGAUCGUUAGCCGCGGCGCUGCUUCCAUGGGCGAUCGCCACGCGUUCGCUUCUGCGAAUUCGCGCGCAGAUUAAUUCGCGAUUGAACCCCUAGAUGGUCGCCGCUCUCGCAUGUUUUUUUUUCUCGACGACAGCGAGACAGACGUUCACAUGUUUUGAGCUGUCGGAGCGCGAUCAGAGUCUCGUUAAUGACGGCGACUCCGCAAAACUAGUGGCGCGCUCUGUCUUUGAAAUUGGGUUCAUUUUGCGCUCUGAUGCCGCGGCUGAACUGGGUCGUUGCCGUGACGACCUGUCCGCACUGUCUUGUCUCUCUAGAGGGCAGGCGUUUGUUUGCGAGCGGCAGUGUUGCCUGGGGGCUACCAGCAGGUGGCGCUCACAGUCGUGUUCGCUGGCGAGGGAAACAAUGGUGGUCUUGUUGCCAGCGACUAAGACUGGGAAGUUCGCUAAACUGGAAGGUCGCUAAAUGCCAAUAUUUUUGCAGAGCUUUUGUGAAGCUUCUAACUGGAAUGAAGAAGGUGUGCGACGUGCCAUGUCUUCUCAUACUACUGUUGCAAUAUUCCUCACACUAAUCUCUCCAUGUAAUGUGAAGAUGC
This is a messenger RNA of Priapulus caudatus, 2637 nucleotides long. RefSeq names its product UBX domain-containing protein 6-like. Gene Ontology annotation, cellular component: cytoplasm. NCBI's taxonomy places the organism in Eukaryota, Metazoa, Priapulida, Priapulimorpha, Priapulimorphida, Priapulidae. Gene Ontology annotation, molecular function: protein binding. The record is from RefSeq and is a predicted model, not a curated record. The coding region runs from base 492 to 1835 and encodes 447 amino acids. The transcript is spliced from 8 exons.